GCGUCAUUAUAACACGACUCCUUUCGGUACCUGGAGAGCCACGAAGAUGGUGGUGAUGGCGCGUCUUUCCCGGCCGCAGCGGCCGGACCUCGUUUUCGAGGAAGAGGACCUCCCCUAUGAGGAGGAGAUCAUGCGGAACCAGUUCUCGGUCAAGUGCUGGCUCCGCUACAUUGAGUUCAAACAAGGUGCCCCGAAGCCCAGGCUCAACCAGCUGUAUGAGCGGGCACUGAAGCUGCUGCCCUGCAGCUACAAACUCUGGUACCGAUACCUGAAGGCACGCCGGGCACAGGUGAAGCGUCGCUGCGUGACUGACCCUGCCUAUGAAGAUGCCAACAACUGCCACGAGAGGGCCUUUGUGUUCAUGCACAAGAUGCCCCGUCUGUGGCUGGACUACUGCCAAUUCCUGAUGGACCAGGGCCGCGUCACGCACACCCGCCGCACGUUUGACCGUGCCCUCCGGGCCCUGCCCAUCACGCAGCACUCUCGUAUCUGGCCCCUGUACCUGCGCUUCCUCCGCUCCCACCCGCUGCCUGAGACAGCUGUGCGGGGCUACCGGCGUUUCCUCAAGCUUAGCCCCGAGAGCGCAGAGGAGUACAUCGAGUACCUCAAGUCCAGCGACCGGCUGGAUGAAGCCGCGCAGCGCCUGGCCACCGUGGUCAAUGAUGAGCGCUUCGUGUCCAAGGCUGGCAAGUCCAACUACCAGGUGGGCCUGGGGGGGGGGGGGGGUGGGGCAGGACGGCUCGCCCCCCCGUGCGGAACAGGGCUGAGACUUCUCCUCCUGGCACUGCAGCUGUGGCACGAGCUCUGUGACCUCAUCUCCCAGAACCCAGACAAGGUGCAGUCGCUCAAUGUGGAUGCCAUCAUCCGCGGGGGCCUCACCCGCUUCACUGACCAGCUGGGCAAGCUCUGGUGCUCGCUGGCUGACUACUAUAUCCGCAGCGGCCACUUCGAGAAGGCUCGAGAUGUGUAUGAGGAGGCCAUCCGGACCGUGAUGACCGUGCGGGACUUCACCCAGGUGUUCGACAGCUACGCCCAGUUUGAGGAGAGCAUGAUUGCAGCCAAGAUGGAGACAGCCUCAGAACUGGGGCGGGAGGAGGAAGAUGAUGUGGACCUGGAGCUGCGCCUGGCCCGCUUCGAGCAGCUCAUCAGCCGGCGGCCCCUGCUCCUCAACAGCGUCUUGCUGCGCCAGAACCCGCACCACGUGCACGAGUGGCACAAGCGCGUGGCCCUGCACCAGGGCCGUCCCCGGGAGAUCAUCAACACAUACACGGAGGCUGUGCAGACGGUGGACCCUUUCAAGGCGACAGGCAAGCCCCACACGCUGUGGGUCGCAUUUGCCAAGUUUUACGAGGACAACGGGCAGCUGGAUGACGCCCGCAUCAUCCUGGAGAAGGCCACCAAGGUGAGCUUCAAGCAGGUGGACGACCUGGCCAGCGUGUGGUGUGAGUGUGGCGAGCUGGAGCUCCGGCACGAGAACUAUGACCAGGCCUUGCGGUUGUUGCGGAAGGCCACCGCGCUGCCCGCCCGCCGAGCCGAGUACUUUGACGGCUCGGAGCCUGUGCAGAACCGUGUGUACAAGUCGCUGAAGGUGUGGUCGAUGCUCGCUGACCUAGAGGAGAGCCUAGGCACCUUCCAGUCCACCAAGGCCGUGUAUGACCGCAUCCUGGACCUGCGCAUCGCCACGCCCCAGAUCGUCAUCAACUACGCCAUGUUCCUGGAGGAGCACAAGUACUUUGAGGAGAGCUUCAAGGCGUACGAGCGCGGCAUCUCGCUGUUCAAGUGGCCCAACGUGUCCGACAUCUGGAGCACCUACCUGACCAAAUUCAUCGCCCGCUACGGGGGCCGCAAGCUGGAGCGAGCACGGGACCUCUUUGAACAGGCGCUGGACGGCUGCCCUCCCAAAUACGCAAAGACGCUGUACCUGCUGUACGCGCAGCUGGAGGAGGAGUGGGGCCUGGCCCGGCACGCCAUGGCCGUGUACGAACGCGCCACCAGGGCCGUGGAGCCCGCGCAGCAGUACGACAUGUUCAACAUCUACAUCAAGCGUGCGGCCGAGAUCUACGGCGUCACCCACACCCGUGGCAUCUAUCAGAAGGCCAUUGAGGUGCUGUCAGAUGAGCACGCCCGGGAGAUGUGCCUGCGGUUCGCAGACAUGGAGUGCAGGCUUGGCGAGAUCGACCGGGCACGCGCCAUCUACAGCUUCUGCUCCCAGAUCUGUGACCCCCGGACCACUGGGGCUUUCUGGCAAACGUGGAAGGACUUCGAGGUCCGGCAUGGCAAUGAGGACACCAUCCGGGAGAUGCUGCGGAUCCGCCGCAGCGUGCAGGCCACAUACAACACUCAGGUCAACUUCAUGGCCUCGCAGAUGCUCAAGGUGUCAGGCAGCGCCACGGGCACUGUGUCUGACCUGGCCCCUGGGCAGAGCGGCAUGGAUGACAUGAAGCUGCUGGAGCAGCGAGCAGAGCAGCUAGCCGCCGAGGCCGAGCGGGACCAGCCCCCGCGGGCCCAGAGCAAGAUCCUGUUUGUGAGGAGUGACGCCUCCCGGGAGGAGCUGGCCGAGCUGGCCCAGCAAGCCAACCCGGAGGAGAUCGAGCUGGGGGAGGACGACGACGAGGACGACAUGGACCUGGAGCCCAAUGAGGUGCGGCUGGAACAGCAGAGUGUGCCGGCCGCCGUGUUCGGGAGCCUGAAGGAGGACUGACCGCACCCCGGCCCCCCCGCCCCCCGUCUGUCCUCCCCCAAUAUAGCCUGUGUGUGUACGUCACA
This is a messenger RNA of Callorhinus ursinus (northern fur seal), 2766 nucleotides long. The record is from RefSeq and is a predicted model, not a curated record. NCBI's taxonomy places the organism in Eukaryota, Metazoa, Chordata, Mammalia, Carnivora, Otariidae.